AUGGCAACAUUCCAGACACGCGCAUAUCCCAUGCAUCCACCACAAUAUGCAUCAUACACUUACCGAACCCCCCCAACCACUCCGCCGCCCGCCGGGGGCUAUACUUAUUUCUCUCCGCGCAACUACUCCUACGCCUCCGCGCCGUCGAAAGGACACACUCGACGAGCGACCGGCGACGGGACGUACACCUACACCUACGCGACCACCACGGCCGCCUCGACGCCCAGCAAGUCGACGCAAUACACCGCAUCAGACCGCGCGUACUUCUCCUCCUCGGCGCACUCGACGCCCCAGCGCAAAUCCGACCAUGUAAGUGGCUCUGAUCGCAAGCGCGACCCUCCUCGACCACGAGACUCGGGCACCAAGCAGCGCAAGUACUCGAGCAGCAAGCAAUACUCGUCCCGGAAGCAGCACGUCGACGACUACGACCGCUACGACCGCUCCUUCGAGUAUCUGCCGCGCUACGAACAGUACGAACCGCGACCGCCGCCGUACAAGAAGCAACAACAACAACAGACAUACUACUACUGCGAGCCACGAACUGAUCAUCGCUCUCGUGAUCAGGUCCCCAUCUACACCCCGGCCGACAGCAUGCCGCGUCCUCGCCGCGCCUCCUACACCGCCAAGCCCACCCAGCCGCCACCGCGCACGCGGCCCAGCACGGCCUCGUCGCCACCACCACCCAAGGCUACCGCCGAAGACGCACGCAAGGCCGGCAUUCCCGCCGGCUACUCCUACAAGAACUGGGAUCCGACCGAGGAGCCAAUCCUGCUGCUAGGCAGCGUCUUCGACGCAAACUCUCUCGGCAAGUGGAUCUACGAUUGGACCGUCUUCUUCUACGGCCCGGCGACCCCCAUGUCCGAGGUGGCGGGCGACCUCUGGCUCUUACUCAUCCAACUCGCGCACAAGAUCAAGCGCGCCGAGGACAUCAUGCCGCGCAUCCGCGCCACCAAGAAACGCGAGUUGGUCGACGACUUCCUCGAUUCCGGCGAGCGUCUCUGGCAACGCUUCAACAAGCUCCUCAAGAUCUGCGAGAACUACAUGUGGAAGGCCGCCAAGAAGGAGAGCGGCGGCGCCAAGAACGUCACCAUGGGCAAGAACAGCGGCUGCGAGUUCGUCGAUGCCAUCUUCGGGCGCGAUCGCGAACUGGAGCGCACGGAAAAGCUGAUGGCUGGCAUCCGCCUGUGGAGCAUGCGCUUCGACGCCAACUGCGAGGACAUCCUCCGCAACCCCACCAAGUAA
Messenger RNA from Lecanosticta acicola, 1242 nucleotides. The record is from the annotation of a GenBank genome assembly. NCBI's taxonomy places the organism in Eukaryota, Fungi, Ascomycota, Dothideomycetes, Mycosphaerellales, Mycosphaerellaceae.